UCAGUUACUGACAAACAACCCAAGCACACAGCGCUGCAUACACCUGAAUGUUUUCAGAGCCAGGUGACAAGACAAAGACGACAACGAAGACAGCGACACUAGGUGGGAAAGGACCAAGGAUGAACCUGAGUUCCAUCCUGAGGAGUGUGAGCAACGGUCUAGGCUUUGGGGUCGCCACAAAGAAAAAGGUAUCGGAUCCUCCACUGUCUCCUUCCUAUGACAAUCCCAUCUUGCGCUCCAGUUCCACUUCGAGCUCCUCUUCCAAGAACUCCGCUCUGGAUCCUGUUUCCAGUCUCUUGAUUCCCUCGGAGGACGAAGAGGACAUCACUCCCGACGAGAAUCAUUUGGCAUCGACUGCUGCAAACCUAAGUAAAAAUCAAAAUCCCUACCAACAGACCAUCCAGCAGAUCCUGCGACUGGUGAACGAACUGGAGCACACAAUCCACGAGGAUCAGCAGCAGGAGUUCAAGCUACGAAUGGCCCUUGAUCGGCAGACGGAACGGGUUCAGGAACUGGUGUUUUCCCUGGAUUCGGAGAAGAAACGAAAUGGACGAUUGGUACAGCUGCUCCGGGGAAUCGAUACGUCCAGUUCCGGCGAAAGCGAUCCGGAGGAGAAGCUACAUAGUGGAUCCCAUGUGAAGUACAGAGAAUUAUGCGAUUCCAUCAGUCCCCUGCUUAUGCAACAACGCUACGAUGAGCUCUCGGUUUCCCAUCGCCAGAGUCGCCGUCAGUUGGCAAAGAAGGAUAAGGCUCUCAAGGUUUUGAAAUGCGAAACAGAGCAGUUGCACUCGAAAUAUGAUCAGCUAUUCGAUGAAUAUCGGGGCGAACAGCGCCGUUUUGAGAUGCUGUGCGCUCGAUAUAUCCAAAUGCAGAUGAAGAAAAAGCAGCAAAUCUUCAACCUGAAGAAUACACUCAAUCAUGCCAGUGAGUGCAUCUUCCACGCCCAAGCGGCCAUCGACGAGUGUUGUCAACAGGAGAGCCCGCCCAUUUCCCCAGAAAACCUGCAAAACUUUAACAGGAAUCUGGACUGUUUUAUGGAUGCCCUGAGGAAUUGCUGCUGCCUACGAAAAGUUCACCAGAUUCAGCAACAACAGAUGCAGAAGGAAAAGGAGGAAGAUGACCAGAUCAUUGAUAUAGUCACCCCAAGAGUAUUGGAUCCCUCCACUUCCAGUAGUGGCACCUACGUUCAAGAUUCCUUAAGUAGACAUCCUCACAGGCAUUCAACUCGUUGAACCUUCACUUUUAGUUACUCCUUAACGUUAGGUUGAUUGUGAAAUCCUUUAUCCCGUGGAAAAUUGCUUCAUUUAGCUAAUGAAAAGUGUAAAAAAAACCAAAA
Molecule: messenger RNA, 1336 nt
Organism: Drosophila suzukii
Lineage: Eukaryota; Metazoa; Arthropoda; Insecta; Diptera; Drosophilidae
Source: RefSeq, a predicted model, not a curated record